Molecule: messenger RNA, 3119 nt
Organism: Drosophila teissieri
Lineage: Eukaryota; Metazoa; Arthropoda; Insecta; Diptera; Drosophilidae
Product: 116 kDa U5 small nuclear ribonucleoprotein component
Exons: 7
Coding region: 137-3064 (975 amino acids)
Biological process (GO): mRNA splicing, via spliceosome
Cellular component (GO): U4/U6 x U5 tri-snRNP complex; U2-type catalytic step 2 spliceosome; cytosol
Molecular function (GO): GTP binding; translation elongation factor activity; GTPase activity
Source: RefSeq, a predicted model, not a curated record
CGGGGAAGAAGAAGAAUAGCGUGCUUGCAAUCCGCGUUUUUGUGUAAAAAUUGUGAAUUAGUAAUUGAUUUGCAGUUUUCUUUAAUUUUAAAGAAGAAAUUAGUAAUCAGCAGGUGCUGUAACCUUUGGAAAAACAAUGGAUUCCGAUUUGUACGAUGAGUUUGGCAACUAUAUUGGCCCCGAUCUAGACAGCGACGAGGAUGAUGACCAAAGUAUUUACGGGCAACCCGAUGUACAGGAUGAUCCAGAGGACGCCAUGGACGAGGACGAGGUGGAGCCGCAGGAGGACGAGGAUAAGGAGGUGACCGCCGUGGUGCUACACGAGGAUAAACGCUACUAUCCUUCAGCAGUUGAGGUUUACGGCCCGGAUGUGGAGACCAUUGUCCAGGAGGAGGACGCCCAGCCGCUGGACAAGCCGCUCAUAGAGCCGGUAAAGAAGCUCAAGUUCCAGAUCAAGGAGCAGGACAUGCAGGAGACCACCUACGACAUGGAGUUCAUGGCCGAUCUCAUGGACACUCCACCGCUAAUCCGCAACGUGGCGUUAGUUGGGCACCUGCACCACGGCAAGACCACCUUCGUUGACUGCCUCAUUCGGCAGACGCAUCCACAGUUUGAGACCAUGGAAGAGCGCCAGCUGCGCUACACGGACACCCUGUUUACGGAACAGGAACGCGGCUGCAGCAUCAAGGCCACGCCGGUCACACUUGUCCUGCAGGAUGUCAAGCAGAAGAGCUACUUGCUGAACAUCUUCGACACCCCGGGGCAUGUCAACUUCUCGGACGAGGCCACCGCCGCCAUGCGAAUGAGCGAUGGUGUGGUACUGUUCAUCGAUGCCGCCGAGGGCGUCAUGCUCAACACGGAGCGGCUGCUCAAACACGCGGUGCAAGAGCGCCAGGCUAUCACCGUUUGCAUAAACAAGAUUGAUCGCCUUAUCCUGGAGCUCAAAUUGCCGCCCCAGGACGCCUACUUUAAGCUGAAACAUAUUGUGGAGGAAGUCAAUAGUCUGCUGAGCAUCUAUGGCGCUGCAGAUGACAAUCUCUUAGUUUCGCCCAUCCUGGGCAACGUGUGCUUUGCCAGUUCGUUGUACGGCUUCUGUUUCACUCUGAAAUCCUUUGCCAAGCUGUAUGCAGACACCUACGAGGGAGUGGCUUAUCUGGACUUUGCCAAGCGCCUCUGGGGCGACAUGUACUUCAACAGUAAAACUCGUAAGUUUUCGAAGAAGCAGCCGCACAAUUCGGCACAGCGCAGCUUUGUGGAGUUCAUUUUAGAGCCCAUGUACAAGUUGAUAGCCCAAGUGGUUGGCGAUGUGGACACCACUCUGUCGGACACUCUGGCCGAGCUGAAUGUGCGCGUCUCCAAGGAGGAGAUGAAGUCCAAUAUAAGACCUUUACUGCGUCUCGUCUGUAACCGUUUCAUGGGCGACUGCAGCGGCUUUGUGGACAUGUGCGUGGAGCACAUUAAGUCCCCCUUGGAAAAUGCGAAGCGUAAGGUGGACCACAUUUACACUGGACCCAAGGAGGGUGACAUUUACCGGGAUAUGAUUUCAUGCAACCAAUACGGCACUCUGAUGGUGCACAGUUCCAAGAUGUAUCCCAACGACGACUGUACCUUCUUCCAAGUGCUGGCGAGAAUUGUCUCUGGUACUCUACACGCUGGCCAAGAGGUGCGUGUCCUGGGAGAAAACUACACCCUGCAGGAUGAGGAGGACUCCCGCAUAUUGCAAGUGGGUCGAUUGUGGGUAUUUGAGUCUCGUUACAAAGUGGAGUUAAAUCGAGUACCCGCCGGAAAUUGGGUGCUCAUCGAAGGCAUCGAUCAGUGUAUCGUUAAGACCUCUACCAUUGUGGAUAUUAAUGUCCCAGAAGACCUCUACAUAUUCCGGCCACUGAAGUUCAAUACCCAGAGCAUUAUCAAGAUUGCUGUGGAGCCAGUAAAUCCUUCCGAGCUUCCCAAGAUGUUGGAUGGCCUUCGCAAGGUGAACAAAUCCUAUCCGCUCCUCUCGACUCGAGUUGAAGAAUCUGGCGAGCAUGUUAUUCUGGGCACUGGCGAGCUAUACUUGGAUUGUGUCAUGCACGACCUGCGGAAGAUGUACUCUGAGAUCGACAUUAAAGUGGCGGAUCCUGUGGUGGCUUUUUGCGAAACAGUUGUGGAAACUAGUUCGCUGAAAUGUUUUGCCGAAACCCCGAAUAAGAAGAACAAAAUAACCAUGAUCUCGGAACCACUGGAGAAGGGACUGGCCGAGGACAUUGAGAACGGAACCGUUUGCAUAAACUGGAACAAGAAACGCAUUGGAGAGUUCUUCCAGGUCAACUACGAUUGGGAUCUGCUUGCGGCGCGUUCUAUUUGGGCCUUUGGUCCUGACACCACGGGUCCAAAUAUCCUGGUCGACGACACCCUGCCCUCGGAAGUGGACAAGAACCUGCUGACCGCGGUUAAGGAUUCGAUUGUGCAGGGCUUCCAAUGGGGAACGCGAGAAGGACCGCUUUGCGAGGAGCCCAUCCGUAAUGUCAAGUUUAAGAUUCUCGAUGGUGUUAUUGCCAACGAGGCGUUGCAUAGAGGUGGUGGACAGAUCAUUCCAACAGCCCGUCGAGUUGCUUACUCGGCGUUUUUGAUGGCCACCCCUCGUCUGAUGGAACCGUAUCUGUUUGUGGAAGUUCAGGCGCCGGCAGAUUGUGUAUCCGCUGUUUAUACUGUGUUGGCUAGGCGCAGAGGCCACGUAACGCAAGAUGCUCCCGUAUCGGGUUCUCCCAUCUAUACGAUCAAAGCCUUUAUACCCGCCAUUGAUUCAUUUGGAUUCGAGACGGAUCUCCGCACGCACACACAGGGUCAGGCCUUCUGCCUUUCGGUGUUCCAUCACUGGCAGAUAGUGCCUGGCGAUCCCCUGGACAAGAGCAUCAUAAUCCGACCCCUGGAGCCGCAGCAAGCAUCCCACUUGGCCCGAGAGUUUAUGAUCAAGACGCGCCGCCGGAAGGGUCUUUCCGAGGACGUGUCUAUCAACAAAUUCUUCGACGAUCCUAUGUUGCUGGAGCUGGCGCGCCAGGAUGUGCUGGUCAACUACCCCCUUUAGACACCAGCUAUCAAGAAAAUAAAUAAAAUAUUUAGACAUACUUUCGGAAUUUCAA